Messenger RNA from Elgaria multicarinata webbii, 497 nucleotides. RefSeq names its product NADH:ubiquinone oxidoreductase subunit B2 (gene NDUFB2). Bases 68 to 385 code for a protein of 105 amino acids. Gene Ontology annotation, cellular component: mitochondrial inner membrane. The transcript is spliced from 4 exons. The record is from RefSeq and is a predicted model, not a curated record. NCBI's taxonomy places the organism in Eukaryota, Metazoa, Chordata, Lepidosauria, Squamata, Anguidae. Gene Ontology annotation, biological process: mitochondrial respiratory chain complex I assembly.
CGACUGCCUGCCCAAUCGCGGGACGUGACAUUGCGGGAGUUGAAGGUCUCCACCGGCGGCCGCCAGGAUGGUGGGGCCUCUGUGCCGAGUGACCGGCGGGAUGCGCGUUGCCGCCCGGCUCCUUCGCGCCAGAGGAGGCACGGGCGUGACCUUAGGGGUCCGGCGUGCAAGUGAAGGUGUACAUAUUGAGCCUCGCUACCGCCAGUUCCCAGAGCUGACACGGUCCCAGGUGAUAAAGGCUGAGCUGCUCAGUAGCUUUAUGUGGUUCUGGAUCCUGUGGCACUUCUGGCAUGAUCCUGAUGCUGUGCUGGGUCACUUUCCUUAUCCUGAUCCUUCAAAGUGGACAGAUGAAGAGCUGGGAAUCCCUCCUGACGAUGCAGAGUAGACAUGAAUAGUUUGCUCCAAAACUUCUGGGAGGAGAUCUACAGAAAUUAAUUCUUUACUUUACAUAGACUUGGAAUUCAAAUUGUAAAUAAAGCUAACAAGUCAGAUCAACA